GAUCAAGGGCGAGUCGCAUUGAGUCAGAGUGGGAACUCCCAGAGAGAGAGAGAGAGAGAGAGAGAGAGGAGGAAGACGACGCUCACAGACGUCCAGACGCUCACACAUGCUGGUCAGAACACGCUGUGACAUCACUGUGACAUCAUGAGCUCCCCCGCCGGCCACACGGAGGACGCAGAGGACAGGGCUCCUGUAGGGGCCUCGGGCCUUGGCAACAUCCAGGACAUGGAGCUGAGGGAGGAGUGGCAGGACGACGGCUUCCCGCGGCCUCUCCCAGAGGAUUGUGGGAGUCCAGAGGAGGUGGAGAGCCCGUCAAGUGGUGAGCAGCGACCAGCCCCACCCGACAGCCUCGCCCUGUCAGGAACAGUUGGGGGCGGGACUAAGAAGCGCCUUACGGCUCCGACUCUCAGUCUCACUCUGGGCCACAGAGACUCUCGUGACCCGAGCAGUGACGGCCUCUCUGCCGCCGCACUGUCGGCGACGCCGGAUGAAACGCCGUCACUUGACAUCAACCUGGAGGCGCUGGAGACACCAUCAGGCAGUGAGACAGGAACACUGCCAGACAGCGUGCACGAGCUGGAGUGGGAGGAUGACCUCCCCCGAAUGGCGAGAGGUGGGGCCGGGGCCAUGGCCAGGAGCCCAGUGGAGCAGUCGGAGGGUCUGAUGGAGCUGGACCAGGUGGACAGCAGGGGGCGCCGCUGGAGGAAGUUCUGUAUCUCGGGGCACGAAUAUCACGUCAACAUGAGCGUCCUGGAGCCGUACCUGCAGGUCCUGUCACACGGAGGUUACUAUGGAGAUGAGAUGAACGCCAUCAUCCUGUUCACCUCUUGCUACCUGCCGGAAAACACGGUGGAGGACUACGAGUACGUCAUGGAGAACCUGUUCAGGUACAUUGUGGGGACGUUGGACCUGAUGGUUUCAGAGAACUACCUGCUGGUCUACCUGUGUGCCAUGGCUCCCAGAAACAAACUGCCGGCCAUCAAAUGGCUCCACCAGUGCUACACCUCCAUCGACAGGAGGCUGAAGAAGGACCUGAAGGGACUGCUGGUCGUCCAUCCUGCCUGGUACAUCAAAGCCCUCAUCACUGUGGUCAAACCCUUCAUCAGUGAGAAGUUCAGCAGGAAGAUUCGGUUCAUCCAGAGUCUGCAGGAGCUGUCACAGUUCAUCCCCACAGACAGACUGCAGAUCCCAGACGCAAUACGCCAGUUCGAUGAGAAGUUGAACAGAUGACGAUCACAGUCUCAGACUAGAUGGAUCAUAAUGGUCCAAGGUCACCAGGAGCUCCAGGAGCCUCUCAGCCUGAUGACCAUUGACCUCCUUCCUGUACAGAAAAAAGCUUAUUUAUACUGUCUGUCUUUGAAUUGGGGGGGGGGGACUCAUUUCUGCUCCAAAUGGAUUUUAGUUUUAUUGCAGUCCUGAUAGUCCAGUUCCUGCUGGGACUCGUGUUCCUGUCAGGUUCCACACAUUCAACUGUGUCUACCUGUGUCUACCUGAGUCUACCUGAGUCUACCUGAGUCUACCUGUGUCUACCUGUGUCUACCUGUGUCUACCUGUGUCUACCAUAGUGUACCUGUGUCUGCCUGUGUCUACCUGUGUCUACCUGAGUGUACCUGUGUCUACCUGUAACAGGACAGGUAGAUGGAGCUCUGGAGCUAGUCUGAGGUCUGAAGCUGCUGUAGAGCACCAUGUUAAUGUCUGAUACGAGUGGGGAUCCAGAGUUGAAUCAUGUAAAUAAGGUGGAAGCACUUUCCUGUAAAAUCCUGGAGUUUGGGUUUGUUGUUGUCCACCAUUUGUAGUCUGUUUGAUCUGAGCAGCUGAACACAGUAACAGCACAUUAGUAAGUGUUUUACCUGUCGCACUAAUGCACCUGUAAUAAAAGCAUGGAUCAAACCUUCUUAACAAAAUCA
Messenger RNA from Dicentrarchus labrax (European seabass), 1907 nucleotides. It is a transcript of the gene bnipl, whose product is annotated as BCL2 interacting protein like. NCBI's taxonomy places the organism in Eukaryota, Metazoa, Chordata, Actinopteri, Moronidae. Gene Ontology annotation, biological process: apoptotic process. The transcript has 10 exons. Bases 145 to 1230 code for a protein of 361 amino acids. Gene Ontology annotation, cellular component: cytoplasm. The record is from RefSeq and is a predicted model, not a curated record.